Molecule: messenger RNA, 1191 nt
Organism: Fonticula alba
Lineage: Eukaryota; Rotosphaerida; Fonticulaceae
Exons: 3
Coding region: 134-1150 (338 amino acids)
Biological process (GO): intracellular protein transport; melanosome organization
Cellular component (GO): trans-Golgi network; melanosome; endomembrane system
Molecular function (GO): GTP binding; GTPase activity
Source: RefSeq, a predicted model, not a curated record
CCCCUCCCCGUCUCCGUCCCCCUCCACCUCGCCUCCCUCCCCCCCAGCGCCGGCCACCUCCCGCCCUCGCCUCUCGCCCGCCCUCGCCUCUCGCCCGCCCUCGCCUCUCGUCCACCCUCGCUCGCUCGCAGCCAUGUCCCAGGCAAACGCCGAUCUCAACACCAACAUCGCGCUGAAGAUUCUGGUCAUCGGCAAGUCCGGUACCGGUAAGUCGUCCAUCAUCCAGCGCUAUGUCAACCGGCGCUUCGACAGCACCUACCGCUUCACGAUCGGUGUGGAUUUCUUCUCCAAGCAUGUGACCCUGCCCCAGCUGAAGGAGCCGGCGGAUUCCGACAGCGCCGAUGAGGCCACCGCGUCGCCGAGCCCCGGCGCGGCCGACUCCCCGGGCAACUCCCCGACCGGCAACAUGAUCUCCCCGCCGCGGACGUCGACUGCCGCGGGUGGCGAUGCGGCGGCAGCGGCGGACGCAGCGGCCGCCCCGGUUGCCGCUCCCAACGCCAUUGUGGCGGCCGCCCCGCGCGACCCGAUCCCCGCUUGCGUGUACGAGCGUGGCAUCCGCGAGCGCUUCGAGGCCGGCCCCAUCAACCUGAUCGUCAACCUUUGGGACAUUGCCGGCCAGGAGCGCUAUGGCGCCAUGACGCCGGUAUACUACCGCGGCGCGCACGCGGCCAUCAUCGUCUUCGACAUCAACCGGCCGGACUCCUUCAACGACGCCACCCGCUGGAAGCAGGAUCUCCUCAAGCGCUAUGGCGAUGUGCCGUGUGUCCUGCUGGCGAACAAGUCCGACCUGGUUCCCCGUGGCGUCACGGUGGAGAUGAUUGAGAGGACCGUCGAGGAGCACGGCUUCAUCGGAUGGUUCGAGACCUCCGCCAAGACCGGCUCCAAUGUGGACCUCGCCAUCGAGUACCUGAUCUACACCGUGGUAGCCAACCUGCCGGAGAGCGCCUUCACCGAUAAGAAUGCCCUCCAGCGGGCGCAGGCCGGCUUCGGCGCCGAGGGGGACCCCGGCACUCUGUCCCGUUCGAGGAUGGGCCUGACCAUCCUCGGAUCCGACAAUGAGGUUGUCGGCGAGGAUCGUGGCGCCGCCGCCAAGGACCGCUCCGACACCGGGAAAACCGACCCGGCCUCCAAGGACUCCAGUUGCUGCUAGAGGCAAUGCACGCUGCUUGCCGUGUUAUUCCCUGUUUCCCC